Rana temporaria (common frog) is the source of this 939-nucleotide messenger RNA. Its product is annotated as olfactory receptor 6B1-like. The transcript has a single exon. Bases 1 to 939 code for a protein of 312 amino acids. Gene Ontology annotation, molecular function: olfactory receptor activity; G protein-coupled receptor activity. Gene Ontology annotation, cellular component: membrane. NCBI's taxonomy places the organism in Eukaryota, Metazoa, Chordata, Amphibia, Anura, Ranidae. Gene Ontology annotation, biological process: G protein-coupled receptor signaling pathway. The record is from RefSeq and is a predicted model, not a curated record.
AUGGAGUAUAGCAAUACAACUGAAAUUAAUGAUUUCUUCCUUCGUGGAUUUCCAUCUUUACUUGAAAUACAAAUAAUAUUGUUUAUAUUUUUUCUGAUUGCUUACAUUCUUACAAUAUCUGAAAACACAAUUAUUAUUAUGAUGAUAAGACUACAUUCAAAGCUUCAAAAGCCUAUGUAUUUUUUCCUAAGCAAUUUGUCAUUUCUUGAGAUCUGUUAUGUGUCAGUUACUGUUCCCAAAUUAUUAUUAAAUAUUAUAACUGAAAAUAAAACGAUUUCUUUCUCUGGGUGCAUGACACAACUCUUUUUCUUUAUCUCUCUUAUGUGCACCGAGUGCGUUCUUCUUGCGGUAAUGGCUUUUGACAGAUACGUUGCUGUGUGUCAUGCAUUACACUAUGUUAGGAUAAUGAAUCAUAAUUUCUGCAUUAAAUUAGCUUUGACCUCAUGGAUAUCAGGAUUUACUAUUACUGCAAUAAAGAUAUAUUUUAUAUCUAAAUUAUCCUUUUGUGGUCCAAGCAUAAUAAAUCAUUUUUUUUGCGACAUUUCACCAGUGCUUAAUCUAGCCUGUAUAGACAUGUCAGAAGCAGAGUUGGUGGACUUUAUUCUUGCCUUGGUCAUUCUUCUCAUCCCUCUGCUAGUCACUGCUUUGUCCUACCUCUGUAUCAUUCAUGCCAUCUUAAAUAUAUCCACCACUGAUGGAAGGAAAAAGGCAUUUUCCACUUGUGCCUCUCACUUAUCUGUAGUCACCAUAUUUUUUUCAACCACACUCUUUAUGUAUGCCCGACCAAAGAAAGCCAAGUCAUCGGAUGUAAAUAAGCUUAUAUCUCUUUUGUAUGCUGUGUUCACUCCAAUUAUUAAUCCUUUUAUUUAUUGCCUCAGAAACAAAGAUAUUCGAGACACUGUAACAAAAUACCUCCGUCGAACAGAAAAAUAUCCCUAA